Drosophila yakuba is the source of this 659-nucleotide messenger RNA. RefSeq lists its product as uncharacterized. The record is from RefSeq and is a predicted model, not a curated record. Lineage: Eukaryota; Metazoa; Arthropoda; Insecta; Diptera; Drosophilidae.
GCUAAGCACAUGAAUUAUAGAAUUUCAAUUCAAGGGGAAUUUUAAAUUAUAGUUGAACCUACUCUUAGUUAGGAUAUUAACUUUGAGGCUUUAAUCGAUUAAGCUUUGAGUAAUUUAUAAAAAAUUCUCCGCAUCAAAGAACCCAAUUUUAUCAACUAUUGCAAUCAUUCUACCAUUUAUUGGCCGCAGGCCCAGCUAACGUGUUUGUGGCCAAAUUUUCAUUUUACCCUCUUCGAUUGCCACAGGUGCGGUGGCUCAGUAAUUUGUCAUUUUCCGUUCGGUCAGCUACUGCUCCCAGUGGAGCGAAGGAUCCUGGCAGUUGUGGGACAUUCGAAAGGCCAAGCCUUGGCUAAUCAAUAAGUGUUGGGGAGUGGGAGCCAAACUGGAAAAUAGCUUACUCUGAAUGGAACUUUUUUCUAUGAUUGUGGUAUUGAUUAUGAUUUUCAAUGCCGUUGGUGGGUACGGAAAAUGGCCAUCGGGCCAGCAAUGGAACCCAAUGGCCAAAAUGAAUUACUUUGGUUCAUACAUUAAUAACUAUAAAAAAGGCGUGGCGAGGCUAUUAAAAAUAAUGACACCUAAUUUUGAGGUUAUUCCAGACAAAACGCUCUAAAAUUAAAAGAUAAAAUCAUAAAAGGAUUUUUACACAAAUAAAAUGAAGG